Molecule: messenger RNA, 1483 nt
Organism: Macrosteles quadrilineatus (aster leafhopper)
Lineage: Eukaryota; Metazoa; Arthropoda; Insecta; Hemiptera; Cicadellidae
Exons: 2
Coding region: 108-1412 (434 amino acids)
Source: RefSeq, a predicted model, not a curated record
CGAAGACCUAGGCUAAAUGUUUAUAUUUUACAUUACAUCAACUAGUAUUUUAUUUUGAUUUUGUCUAUUUCAUAUUUCAUUGCAAUUAUUCAUUUUGUUUCUAUGUAAUGGUUAAAAGAAGUUCUUUAUUUAUUAUGGCUGGACAUGAAAAGAAUCGAUUGGACUUAAGUUUCUGCUGUGAACAGUGCGGUAAAGUAUUUAGCUACAAAUACAACUUAACUGCCCAUUUAAAGAAGAAGCAUGGCCCUGAUAGUAAUUUGGAAAUACCAAGUAAACUAUUUAUCUGCGACUUUUGUCCUUCUCGGUACAAACAAAAGUGCCACUUGUUAGCGCAUCAAAGGCUAAAACACGACCGACCAACCACUAGGCCUGGUAAUUUAAGGUGCCCUAUUGUUCAAUGCAAUGUGCUUGGAAGUAAAAUGGAUUUAAGAAAACAUUAUAAAAAUAAUCAUGGCAUUGUCCUAGGCACCAAUUCACUUGAUUUUACCUCUUUUGAAGCUUUUUUUAAAUGGAAAGAGGAGGAGGAAGCCCGAGUGAGGGCAAAAUUUGUUAAAGAAAAAGGCUCUGUUGAAAGUACUGGUGGCAAAUGCCACACAUUUGUUUGUCAUCGAAGUGGAUGUUAUGUCCCAAAAGGAAAUCAUAAAAGGUGCUUAAAAACUCAAGGCUCAAGUAAAAUUAAUGGUUAUUGCCCUGCGAAAAUGUGUCUAAUUGAGAAGUCAGAUGGCAUCUGCCACUUAAACUACUUAAAUACCCAUAUUGGACAUGACGACUUAUUGGUCCACUUGACUUUAAGCAAAACAGAGAGAACGAAUCUUGCUGAAAAAAUUGCUUGUAAAAUUCUUUUUGACGAGAUCCUGGACGGGGUUAGAAAUUCUGUAAAGGGAAAGUGUGACAGAUUACAUUUAUUGUCUCGGCAAGACCUUUUUAACAUUCAAAAUGAAUUCAACCUUAGCAGCAGUGGCAUAAGUCAUGAAAAUGACGCUAUAAGUGUUGAGUUUUGGGAAAACCAUAAUUUGAAUGAAAACCAUAGUUUGGAUCUCAACAAAAAGAACUUCCUUACUCACAUUGAAAAACUAGUGGCUCAAGUAAACUCCACAGAAGAAAUGUCAUCUCUGUGGAAAAUCUUUAAAAAAUCAAUGAUCCAUAUAAAUACAAUGAGGAAAAUCAAGAAGGAAGCAAACCACCAAGAAUUAAUGAAAAGAAAAUGUAGUAAAGAACCUGCAAACAAAAAACUGAGUCAUCAAAGGCCAUAUUUUAAGGCUAAGGAUAAGAGGAAACCCAAGUUGACAAACAGAAUAUUUAACAACCCUAUUCAAAAAGAAGAAAUAGAAAUGAUUGAAGAGCUCUCAAAAGUCUCUACUUUGCCAACUGGUACCAGUAUGAUCGAGAAACACGCACACCAACCUUGUUGAUACCUCCUCAAUAACCUCCAAUUUGAUGUAACUUGCCUAAUGUCUAUACCAAUUACAUUUUGUUAUCCUAU